Suillus paluster is the source of this 237-nucleotide messenger RNA. RefSeq lists its product as uncharacterized. The transcript has a single exon. Lineage: Eukaryota; Fungi; Basidiomycota; Agaricomycetes; Boletales; Suillaceae. The record is from RefSeq and is a predicted model, not a curated record. Bases 1 to 237 code for a protein of 78 amino acids.
AUGAAGUUCAAAGUAUAUGAAAUUAUUGCAUGGGCAAAAGAGGUGAUAGAGCAAGAACAUUGGGCAUUGGCUACUUACCCACCCUUACUCCUUAUUUCAACAUCUUUCAGUUGCUCAACUUGCUUACAUAGCCAGUGCAAGGAGGCAUGGUCAGGAUUCUGGUGGAAGAAGGUAGCUUGCAUGAUCCUCCACCCAAUAAACCCACUCCCACUAACAGACCCUCCAACUUAUCAUUGA